GUGCUUAAACCCCUUACAGUCACACCAUUCCCCCGCAUUACUUGCUGCAGACACUAGCAUUCCUAGGUUGAGAUUGUUCACCCGGCCCCGCACUCUAUAGUCGAUUACAAUGAGUCGAGGAGGCAGCGGAUAUGAUAGACACAUCACCAUUUUCAGCCCGGAGGGCCGGCUCUUCCAAGUUGAGUAUGCCUUCAAGGCCGUUCGGACGGCUGGCGUGACCAGCAUUGGUGUCCGCGGAAAGGACAGCGUCGUUUUCGUGACGCAAAAGAAAGUGCAGGACAAGCUCAUAGAUCCCACCAGCGUGACCCGCCUGUUCAAGAUCACGAAGUUCAUCGGCAUGCUGGUGACUGGCCUUCCAGCGGACACUCGCGCCAUCGUGCAGCAGGCCCGGCAGCAGGCGGCUGAUUUCCGGUUCAAGUUCGGGUACGAGGUGCCGGUGGACUACCUGGCCAAGGUACUGGCCGACAAGGCGCAGGUGUACACGCAGCACGCCUACAUGCGGCCUCUGGGCGUGGUGUCGAUGCUCAUCGGCGUGGACGAGGAGCGCGGCCCACAGCUAUUCAAGGUGGACCCUGCCGGCUACUACGUCGGCUACAAGGCCACGUCGGUGGGCGUGAAGGAGACGGAGGCGAACAACUUCCUGGAGAAGAAGUUCAAGAGCAACCCGCAGUUCACCUACGACGAGGCCGUCACCACCGCCAUCGCGGCGUUGCAGGGCGUGCUGAGCGAGGAGUUCAAGUCGUCGGACCUGGAAGUGGGCGUGGUGCGGGCUGGCUCGGAGGGCGGCGACGGCUCGUUCCGCGUGCUAACAACCGAAGAGGUGGACCACUACCUCACCAUCAUCAGCGAGCGCGAUUAGAUACAGGGCCGGCGCUGGCUGCGCGGCGGGGAGUGGCGGAGGAGGCGGUACAGGAGGCCAGCGAGGGGAAGAUGUCAAGCUGUGGAGUUAGGGGGUGCGCGGCGGCUGGUGGAUUGCAUGGUGUGGGGUUGUGGUCCGCGCGAAAGGCGGCGGGCGUGGGGUACCUCAGCGCGCUGAUAGGGUCUGGACAGGAAGACAAGCGUGGCGCCGGCUGUUCCUAGAACAGACCGCAUUGAGCAGGAGGGAGUGCACGGGGGCAAUCCGGGGAGUACGCCCAGACGCAUGGGUGUGCUUCAACUCCAACCCACCCGAGUGCUGCGGGUGUGGUUGCUGUCAGGGUGAACCACAGUCUAGGGGGGGAACAUGUCGGCUCAGGUGCGCGGAAUACACAGCUUGGAGGUGUGUGAAGGUGCGGCAUGGCAGCGGCACCAUAUGUACAGUAAUCGUAGUUAUGCCUGAGACACACUGUGGCUUCGUGUGGGAACGCGGCGAUGCCCUCGCCAUUGUGCUGUAACCGGUGAACAUA
Molecule: messenger RNA, 1385 nt
Organism: Chlamydomonas reinhardtii
Lineage: Eukaryota; Viridiplantae; Chlorophyta; Chlorophyceae; Chlamydomonadales; Chlamydomonadaceae
Exons: 7
Coding region: 110-859 (249 amino acids)
Biological process (GO): ubiquitin-dependent protein catabolic process
Cellular component (GO): cytosol; nucleus; proteasome core complex, alpha-subunit complex
Source: RefSeq, a predicted model, not a curated record